AUGGAGUUGUCUAGUGCACUGCGUCCUCUAGAUGAAUCACUUCUCCGCGAACUCCCCCAACUCUCUCUUCGUAUCGCCCCUCUACGAGAACCAGUUUCCUCCCGAACCCUAAGCGUCCCAUCACCUCUCGAACCCAAUGCCAGUGGUGCUCGAGAGAAUAAUAUAUCCAAGGGAAAUAAGAACAAUGGAACAGUCCCUGCAAAUACCAAAACAAAUCUACCAACAGUGACAGAAUUCCUCAAUGCUGCGCGGACUAGGAAGACCGAACUUUCUGCCGACUCACAGUCAAGUGUUGAACGACUGCCGAGACCGAUUCUUCCAGCCUUUGUGAACCUUCGUGCACUUGAGAAAUUCCCGUUCUCAUCUUCUUUCGAUGACGAUGCGCUUCAAGGACCCCGCAAGCGUCGCCGGUUGGAUCUCCAGGCCGAUUCAUUCAGCGAGCAUUUACAGUUGCCAAUUCCGCAGGCCCAGAAGGAACAACGACCUCCUCCAUUUGGACCAUUUGCUAUAUUGAAUGGACUGAACGAGCCGCCACCUAAUGCUGCACUUCUUCCACCUAUCGAGGCUGGGUCUAAUAUUUCCCAGCUUCUGAACAAGCCAUCUGGGCGCAAUGCUUCCAUUGAUCCCGGAGUCUUAACCUCUGCUCAGAAUGUGACCGCUGAUGACCAGCCAGUAGAGCGAAGAGAUACAAGACUAGAAGAGAUUCUCAGGACCUCGCUCAAUGAGAAUGAUGAUGUUCAUAAUGAUAAUGACAACAACAUCGAACCUACCAAUCUUUUGGAUACGAACGAAAUUGACCCGGCAAUCCGUGAUGCAGAGAUUCCCAAGAGCAGUGACUUGCCUCUCGCGCCGAAAGAGAAAGCGCCUAUUCCCCCGAAAACUCGUGGUCGAUCCCGUAAGAACAUGAGGAUGUGGACCGAAGAGGAAACGACUGCUCUCCUUCGGGGUGUGGUCAAGUGUGGUAUUGGAAAUUGGACUGCUAUCCUUGCUCAACCAGAACUGGAGUUUAAUCAGAGGUCUGCCUCGAAUCUGAAAGACAGAUUUCGAGUGCUAUGUCCAUGGGCCUAUCGUGCUUCUGACCCCAAUGAAGCUGCGAAACAAAUCCACGACACUCUGGCCAAUGCCCUACUUAAGUCCAAAGACCCCUCAGAUACAACGCUGGGGAAGAUCUACCUUCCUCGUCCAAAUUCUCUGAGUCAAAGUUCCGAACCAGCCUCCAGUACCGGAAGCCCAGCAACUAAGCCACACAAAUCCUCAACCCCAAGCACUCUCUCGCCUACACCUGAUACAGAUGCUGGGAGUAGUAGUAACGCCCAAUCAAAAUCACCAUCAUUGGAGCAAAGCACUCCUGCGCCCUCGGACAAAUCUCGCCUCGCAUCCAUCGCCCUCGCAUCCUUUGGUAUCCCAGAACCGCACGUAACGAAUUCCAAAAGACGCUCUCGACGGCCCUUUACUCCAGCCGAAGACGAAGCCCUACUGAAAGGCUACGCAGUCCACGGAUUUCAAUGGACCCUAAUCCAGCAAGAUGCGCGACUGAACCUAAGCCACCGCAAAUCAACCGACCUUCGCGACAGAUUCAGAACAAAGUUUCCAGACGCCUAUCGCGAUGGCGGCUCCGUGAGCGGCAAGAAACUCACGACCCAAAGCCCAAGCCUAGGUCCGGGUUCGGCUUCUGGUCAGAACUCGCCGGCUGGAGGGUCAACGCCCAGGCCAACUACUGUCGCUACUCGCGAGCAAACUCCAACAAAGGUGAAUGCGAAUGCAGCGACGCCGAUUCUCACUCCGCGUCAUUUGUCAUCCAGGAGUCGUCAUGCUGCUACUCCUUGUCAGCAGUCUAAUAUCGGACCUAUGGAUUCUGCUUUCUUGCCUCCGCCUCCGCUUCCUCAGGGGUUCUUGGAGAACUCUAUGGGUCUUCCACCUGCUGGGGGUGGUGGGCUUUCAUUCUCUUUGGAUGAGGGCUCUGGCGCGGGUACAUCUUCGGGGGUUGAGACACCUUGGGAGGAUAAUACGCUUGCUCCUAUGAAUUGGGAUAUCCUCACUUGA
Penicillium nucicola is the source of this 2043-nucleotide messenger RNA. Its product is annotated as telomere repeat binding factor family protein. The record is from RefSeq and is a predicted model, not a curated record. Bases 1 to 2043 code for a protein of 680 amino acids. Lineage: Eukaryota; Fungi; Ascomycota; Eurotiomycetes; Eurotiales; Aspergillaceae. The transcript is spliced from 3 exons.